GCUCGCCAACCAUCCAGCUACGCACACCACAUAUCUAUACGCACUACAUCCCACCUUACCCAUCUAACCUCCUCCUCCUCCUCUGCUCACCUGCUCGCACCGAGUCCGACAGCCUCCCCUAGCCAACGUCAUCAGAUGUUGGGGUAGGGAUCGAACACUGCUCCUUCUCCCGUUGUAUUUUCGAACAGAAUCCGGAACCGUCUCCCCCCUCUUUUCUCGGCUCUUUUUCUCAAAAGAUGGCGCAGGAUUCCCUGAGGGCUUUAGUCGACAAUAUCCCCGACUGGCUCAAACGCCUCGACGAUCUUAAUGGACAAAUCGAGCAACGCCAGCUGGAUCUGGCCAGCCUAUCCGAGAAUAAAUCCUCCGCACGUUCCAUCAGGAACCGCGGGUCAACCGAAUCUCUGAAACCGCGAGAUGAAGGCCCGACAAUUCUGCCUACGGACGCCGUCGAUAGUCAUCCGGCCCCGCUUCCGUCCCGACGACCCAACGCCCAGCCACAAGACGGCGUCGAACCUCCUUCGAGCCCCGUGAGCGAGCCUAAAUCUAAGUCCUCGCUCCAGCAGAAGAACGAGGUCGUGGCGGCGGCGCAAAGAAGAGUACGCGCGACGGUUCGCAGGCGCCACAAGACGGAAUCCAUGGUCAGCGUCGAACACGGUAUACCGAAAUACAGAUCGCGAAAUAUGAUCAUUGUCUACUACGACAGCUACGUGCAGUCGUUCUUUGAAGAGCUGGUUAAAUUUGUAUCGCAGCAGCGGAACUCGAUGCGAAAGGCGAAGUUGGCAGCUAAGAUGGUUCAGAUCAAGAGGUUAGCCGAACUCGACAUGCCCGACGAUGAGGACGACGACAAUAACGACAACGAGAGCCAGGGCGACCUGAAAGCCGGAGCCAGCAACGGCGCUACCGGUCUCGAGGCCGCAACCCCGAAGGCUAAGCCGGCUGGGCCAGAAGAGCUCAUGCUGAGGUUUAGAAGUACGCGGCAAAUGGGGUCUCGGCAGAUGGCGUCUAGGUCUGGGCUGGCUGGCGGGCUAGGCUCGUUCCAAGACCAAGCCGACAUCUGGGAGGAACUUGAUAGGGGCCUCGAGUUCGUCCAGGGCAUGUGCGAACACGGCGCGCACCAGUUUCUCCGCGAGGGAGACUGUAGCGACGAAAUUGAGAAGAUAAAGAAGCGUCUCUCGCAGACGAAGGAGGCCGCCGACAAGGAAUUGGCGCGGCCUUCGACGGAAAGCACAAGCAGCUCCAGUCCCCCCGCGCCCAUCCGGUCGCGAAGUUACCGCCCGAUGAUGAUGCGGAGGGAGGCCGGCGCCUGCGGCUCCAAGACGCCUUGCCCCCCAAAGAAGGAGAGCGUAGACGUUGAGGACGAGGGGGUUCAGGAUAUGGAUUACAUCCAGCCAGCUGAGAAAGCUACCGAGCCUGCUGCGAACGGCCCUAGCUCUUAGAACGGAGACACGGUCACGCUACGUUCUUUUCCGUGCGACUCGCGGAUUCAGGCAACAUACUACACUCUACAUACCCAUCUAAUACUGCACAUACACACACACACACACACACACACACACACACACACACACACACACACACACACAC
Durotheca rogersii is the source of this 1584-nucleotide messenger RNA. RefSeq lists its product as uncharacterized. Bases 237 to 1436 code for a protein of 399 amino acids. NCBI's taxonomy places the organism in Eukaryota, Fungi, Ascomycota, Sordariomycetes, Xylariales, Xylariaceae. The transcript has a single exon. The record is from RefSeq and is a predicted model, not a curated record.